Molecule: messenger RNA, 1993 nt
Organism: Cynocephalus volans (Philippine flying lemur)
Lineage: Eukaryota; Metazoa; Chordata; Mammalia; Dermoptera; Cynocephalidae
Gene: ZNF639
Product: zinc finger protein 639
Exons: 6
Coding region: 480-1937 (485 amino acids)
Biological process (GO): regulation of transcription by RNA polymerase II
Molecular function (GO): RNA polymerase II transcription regulatory region sequence-specific DNA binding; DNA-binding transcription factor activity, RNA polymerase II-specific
Source: RefSeq, a predicted model, not a curated record
CACCCCCGGGGCUGGAGGCCGGUGGUCCCUCCCAGGCCGGGAUUGCGAUGAGGCCGCGCAGCCCGCUCCCCUGCCCCCACCUCACCUCGUCACCUCCCCGCCCUCUCGGCCGGCCCCUGCGGUGCGCGGCGCAGGCGCGGAGCGGGGUGGUGCGGCGUGGAGCCUGGGCCUGGGGCCUGGCGGGCAGGGCGUGGGGCGCGCGGGAAGGAGAGGAGCUGGCAGGGCAGAGCGCCCGGGAGCGCAAGGCCCAGAGCGGCGAGGGCUGGAACGGCGCCGCCUGCAGCCCUACGCCCUCUGCCAGGGCCGCGCAGCCCCUCCGCCCGCGCACUGGCGCCUCGGCCGCCGCUGCCGUCUCGGAGCUGCUCCUGGGCCGGGCGGGCGGGCCCCGGACGACUGGCAUUUUUUUUUUAACAUCAGUGGAAACGCUCCUGUAAUUUUUCCUCACUCCAGUAUUAAGAAUUAUACCAAAUUGGAAAGAUAUGAAUGAGUAUCCUAAAAAAAGAAAAAGGAAGACCUUACACCCUUCUCGUUAUUCAGAUUCCUCUGGAAUAAGCAGAAUUGCAGAUGGAUUCAGUGGAAUUUUUUCUGAUCAUUGUUAUAGUGUCUGUUCUAUGAGACAGCCAGAUUUAAAAUAUUUUGACAACAAAGAUGAUGAUUCUGAUACCGAGACAUCAAAUGACUUGCCAAAAUUUGCAGAUGGAAUCAAGGCCAGAAACAGAAAUCAGAACUACCUAGUUCCCAGUCCUGUACUUAGAAUUCUAGACCACACUGCCUUUUCUACAGAAAAAUCUGCUGAUAUUGAAAUUUGUGAUGAAGAGUGUGAUUCGCCUGAAUCAGUCAACCAACAAACUCAAGAGGAGAGUCCUAUAGAAGUUCACACUGCUGAAGAUGUUCCAAUUGCCGUAGAAGUGCAUGCAAUUUCUGAGGAUUAUGAUAUAGAGACAGAAAAUAAUUCCUCUGAGAGUCUCCAAGACCAAACUGAUGAAGAGCCACCAGCUAAACUUUGUAAAAUUCUUGACAAGAGCCAAGCUUUGAAUGUGACUGCCCAGCAGAAAUGGCCUUUACUGAGAGCUAAUAGCAGUGGCCUCUAUAAAUGUGAACUUUGUGAGUUCAACAGCAAGUAUUUUUCUGAUUUAAAGCAGCAUAUGAUCCUGAAGCAUAAACGUACUGACUCAAAUGUGUGCCGAGUAUGUAAGGAAAGUUUCUCUACCAACAUGCUGCUGAUUGAACAUGCCAAACUACAUGAAGAGGAUCCCUAUAUAUGUAAAUACUGUGAUUACAAGACAGUAAUUUUUGAGAAUCUCAGCCAGCACAUUGCAGACACCCAUUUUAGUGAUCACCUCUAUUGGUGUGAGCAGUGUGAUGUACAGUUCUCUUCAAGCAGUGAGCUCUACCUGCACUUCCAGGAGCACAGUUGUGAUGAACAGUACUUGUGUCAGUUCUGUGAACAUGAAACUAAUGAUCCCGAAGACUUGCAUAGCCAUGUGGUAAAUGAGCAUGCGUGUAAAUUAAUAGAGUUAAGUGAUAAGUAUAACAAUGGAGAACAUGGACAGUACAGCCUCUUAAGCAAAAUUACCUUUGACAAAUGUAAAAACUUCUUUGUAUGUCAAGUAUGUGGUUUUCGGAGUAGACUUCAUACAAAUGUUAACAGGCAUGUUGCUAUUGAACAUACUAAAAUUUUUCCACAUGUUUGUGAUGACUGUGGGAAAGGCUUUUCAAGUAUGCUAGAAUAUUGCAAGCAUUUAAAUUCCCAUUUAUCUGAAGGGAUUUAUUUAUGUCAAUAUUGUGAAUAUUCAACAGGACAAAUUGAAGAUCUUAAAAUUCAUCUAGAUUUCAAGCAUUCGGCUGACUUACCUCAUAAAUGUAGUGACUGCUUGAUGAGGUUUGGAAAUGAAAGGGAAUUAAUAAGUCACCUUCCAGUCCAUGAGACAACUUGAUUAUUCUCUUUGAUUUAUGUAUGUUAAUAUAAAAUAAUAAAUUCAAUUUUUUUGGA